UCAAGGAGGAGACCCCUGUGCUGCUGUGCUGCUGCUGCUGCCGGCUCUCUCCUCUUUGGCAGCCCAAUAGUGGAAGGUGUGUGUCCACUAAAGCUUUUCGUCGCUUUGGGCACAUUUGGGACUGAUUUUGGCCACUAGAUCGAGACUGCGACUCACGCUGCACGUCACGGCAGAAGCAGAGCCCAUCUGCUCGGUGAGGAUGAUGCAGUGAUACAGAGCAGGGCAUUUUUCUCAUCUGGAUCGCACCCAGUCAGUCAGUCGGCAUCUUCAGCUGUUGCAUCUUCCAGGAGAGACUGGGAGAGGUGGGGAGCAGCAGACAGGCCAAGCCCGUGCCAAUGAUUUCACAUCGUGGUGGGGGAGCUGUGCAAAUGGAGAAGGUGACUCCACCGCCGGCCCAGCCCCAGCUCCAGCUGUCCAUAGCGAAGAGCGAGAGUCCAGCCGAAGACAUCUCCGGGCUGAGCGACGAGGAGCUGCUGAAGUGGACCAAGGAGGAUCUGCUGCGCCGGCUCCGGCGCUCCGAGGCCGACAAGAUGAGCGUCAUCCUGGACCACGGGAAUCUCAUCCGAGAGGUCAACCGCAGCCUCCAGCUGCACCUCACCGAGAUACGAGGGCUGAAGGACAUCAAUCAGAAACUUCAAGAGGACAAUCGUGAACUGCGGGACUUGUGCUGCUUUUUAGAUGACGACCGUCAGAAAGGAAAGCGUGUCUCCAGGGAGUGGCAGCGUCUUGGACGUUACAGUGCCAGCAUUAUGCGCAAAGAGGUGACCCUCUACCUACAGAAACUCAAAGAGCUGGAGCUUCGACAAGAGGAAGUGAUCCGGGAGAACCUGGAGCUGAAGGAGCUCUGCUUACUGCUGGAUGAAGAAAAGGGGGUGGUAGGUGGGGGCGUGGGGGAAGGUUCUGGUGGAGGGGCCGUGGGGAUCGGAGGGUGUCGCAACUCUAUAGACAGCCAAAACAGUUUGCUGCUGGUGCCGGGGCAGGGGCUGCUGAUGAGAGAUGUAGGGGAUGGGAGCAGCACCUCUAGUGCAGGGAGUGUCGAUAGCGCCGAUCAUCCUCAUCAUAAGCAAGCUCACCUUGCCAUAGUAGUCGGUGGUGUAGUUGGUAGUGGGGAAAAAAAUAGCCCUGAACUAGUGCACAAACCUAGGUGCAGCAGUAUUAGUGGAUUAGGAAGUGGAGGAGAUAGGGAGGUGCUGUCCAGUCCUGUGCACCCAGCUGGGCGCCACCGAAGUACGAGCCUGGAGUACCCGUACACGCUGCCUCAGCUCUGCCGGCCCCGCUGCGGCUCCAUAUCUGUUCCUGACCACAGUCGCGUUAUGCGGGGCCUGAGCCCAGAAAAAUAUGGAAGGAACAUAGGCCAACGUAGUCCAGAGCAGCACCCUAAACACCACAGCUCCGAUCUCCUUCUGGGUCAGAGGCAGCACUACGUGGGCCAGGGUGGCAGCGGGGAGCUCUACCAGAGGCACCAGAGGAGCAGCAUUAGCAGCAUGGGCUGUGGGAGCCCCGAGCCCCGCCACGUGCACCUCGGGACCGGUGAGCACCAUGAAAAGGGCUGCAUAAUCCAGGGCGGCAGCCCUGAAACUCACAGGCAUCAGUACAGUCUGAGUCCUGAUCAAGUGAAGUUUGGCAGUCCUGUGAGAGAGAGUCAGAGGAGGCUGGCUGGAGAAGAGCUGUCGCCACAUCAUCGGAGCAUCUAUAACGGCAUGAAUGCUUUGAUAUCAGCCAGCUGCUGCACCAACAACUGUAGAAAUGUCAAGCUGUGGGACAGCUUUGAUACCUCCUCUUGACAACACGGAAAGCAACGCAUUUCAAAAGAAGAAGGGGUAGCAGAGGAGCAGCCCUCCUGCAACUCUGGUGUUGAGCGACCGCAGAGCCCCCGGACGCCUCCCUCCACGGCUCAGGACGAUCUGUGGUCCCUGGUCUCAUCCAUAUCCACAGUCCUUUAAACAGCCUGCCUCCAUGUUUUAAUUUUUUACAUAUCAAUAGCUGGAUCAGGUGAAUUUUUUUAGGGUCUGCUAAUGUUGUGGUUGGAAAAUAGUAGGAUAAGCACACUGGAUCAGAGUGGAUAACUAUCCCUGGCAGCUGUGGCAUCGCUGCCUCCCAGGAGGACACUGUAGAGAUAAGGAGGGAUGCUGGAGACGGGUUAGAAUAUGAAGAGGGCUUUGCACAGUUAGUGCUGCUACCCUCUGUUUACAAAUGUAGAUCACUGGUGGAGAAGCACAGAAAACUUCCUAAAUCCUGCUCUUCAAAUUAUGAAUCAUUUUCCAACACUCUCGCUCUUUCGUCUUCUCCCUUCCCUGAUUUCUGAUCUCUUCUUCCAUUUUAUCUUUUGCAAUUCUUUAUCCUCAGAUUGUAUGAGACUGGUGUGACCUACUGUUCUGCCUUUCAGUCUCUAAAUCCACAUGAUCAUAUUAGUACAGCCCCCUCCUUUCUUCCUUAAAAGAAAUGUAACACUUUUUUUCUCCGCCAUUUCAGAUGAACAUUAAAAAUUAAACAACACGUGUUUUCUCAAAGAUGUUCUGGAAAAGAAAUAAACUCUUCCUGUGUCUUAAAAAGAGACGAUGAACAUUAUUAGAGGCUGACAGAUGUUCUAGUUCUAUGAAAUGCCAUGUUCAGGUGUAAUUUUUCUUUUUUGUAUUAUCUCUUUGCUCCCUUAAAGCACCUAUACUAAAGCUGGGGAGAAGGUGAUACAUUUCUCCAUAUUAUUUUUUACAAGGAAGUUAAGUCCAAGUA
Molecule: messenger RNA, 2730 nt
Organism: Cololabis saira (Pacific saury)
Lineage: Eukaryota; Metazoa; Chordata; Actinopteri; Beloniformes; Belonidae
Gene: ccdc85al
Product: coiled-coil domain containing 85A, like
Exons: 5
Coding region: 336-1784 (482 amino acids)
Source: RefSeq, a predicted model, not a curated record